AUGGGUCAAUUUCGCAAAUUUAAUAUAUUGAUUUUGUUCAUAAUUGUUAUCUCACUUAAUGGUGUUCUAUCAUAUGGUUGGGUUGGCCACCAAUUAACAGCAGCUAUAGCUCAACGUUUUCUUACCCCUCGUGCACAACGUGCUAUAAUAGAAUUACUUCCACCAGAAGCGAACGGGAGCUUAUCCGCAAUUGCUCAUUGGGCUGACACGAUUAGAUCAAAACCCCACUAUCGAUUUUCCACGCGACUUCAUUUUUGGAAUCCCGCUAACGAUAAUCCACCAGAAACGUGCUCUUGCGCUUGGAUACCCGGCAGGUACGAUGUGAUCACAGCGAUUUAUAAUUACUCCCAUCGAUUGGAUCCCAAAACUGGCCUGGAAUAUACACAGCAGGCAGAAGCUUUAAAAUUUUUAGUGCAUUUCCUGGGUGAUUUGCAUCAACCAUUACAUUUGACUACAAAAUUAAAAGGAGGAAAUGGAGCAAUCGCGAGAUUUGAUAAUCGUAAAACUAGCUUGCAUACGAUAUGGGAUUCACACAAUUCUCACGUUCGGGUAGACUUUUUCCAAUAUGAUCGAAUUUCUUUUUCUCCUCCGCGACGUAGACCAAUAAGACCACCGUUUCCUAUCCCGGAGGUGCCAGAUUCCAUUUGUCCCAAUUAUUGGGCAAUCGACCUGAAGAAAUUGAAUUGCGAGAUCAUGUGGAAAGGUUAUGAUCCCGAUAUCGAUUAUGGUCAUGGAAAAUUUUACGAUGCCUUAAUGGAAUCACAACUUGUUGAAAAGCUGUUGGCGAUGGCUGGCAUUAGAAUGGCUGCUAUUUUAAAUACCAUUUUGACAUAG
Messenger RNA from Ambispora gerdemannii, 834 nucleotides. The record is from the annotation of a GenBank genome assembly. Lineage: Eukaryota; Fungi; Glomeromycota; Glomeromycetes; Archaeosporales; Ambisporaceae.